Messenger RNA from Lingula anatina, 1602 nucleotides. RefSeq names its product ferritin, heavy subunit. Gene Ontology annotation, molecular function: ferric iron binding; ferrous iron binding. Gene Ontology annotation, cellular component: cytoplasm. Gene Ontology annotation, biological process: iron ion transport; intracellular iron ion homeostasis. NCBI's taxonomy places the organism in Eukaryota, Metazoa, Brachiopoda, Lingulata, Lingulida, Lingulidae. The record is from RefSeq and is a predicted model, not a curated record.
CCUUAUGUCCCAAAUAGCUUGAAGUAUUACCGCUUGAAACAGCGCACGUAGAACUUAUUUUCUGUUGUUUAAUUCAGCUUGCUGGUGACAUUUCGAGAUGAAGUUCUCAGUAAGCCUUUUGCUUACCUUGAUCGCAGCCGUCACUGCUAAUGAGGGGCUUGAGGUCGACGAUGGCGAAGCGGUGUACGUUAAACUCAAAGCUACCUUCCAAAGAAAGGACUUAUCAGGAAACACCGUCGGGGGCUCGCUCCUCUCCGUUGCCUGCGAGAGGGAUCUGGCUUCCAGCAAGAUCUGCCAGAACUUCGACACCGACAUUGUUGAUUUGGUGAACCAACAGAUCAACAAGGAGUUCGAGGCCAGUUAUUACUACAUGGGACUGUCCUCUUUCUUCUCCCGAGAUGACGUGGCCCUCAACGGAUUUGCCAAGUUUUUUAAGAAGGCCUCGGACGAGGAACGUGAGCACGGCAUGAAGCUGAUGGAUUACCUCAACAGGCGUGGCGCUCAAGUCCGGCUACACAAUAUCAAGCACCCAACUCACUUCAGAAAUGACAACAUGGACGGACUGAAGGCCGUGAACGAAGCACUGAAGCUAGAAAAGCUUGUGAACCAGUAUCUGCUUACUCUGCAUAAGAAGGCUCAAGAUGUUAACGACCCACAUCUGACCGACUUCCUGGAGUCCCAUUACCUGGAGGAACAGGUGGAGAGCAUCAAGCAGCUCGGGGACUUCUCCACCAAGCUCCGUCGUCUGACCAGCGGCACCGACUCCGAGGGAGUUGGCAUCCACAUGUUUGACAAGGAAUUGGAAAGCAUGUAAACCUAUGGAACACUCAAUUGACUCAAUUAUUAACAAACUGCGAACAUUUCAUCCCCGGAAUGCUUGAUCUCCGUUUUGUUUCGCUUCACAGCAACUUUUCCUGCCGUUGCGAGAUAUGCUUUUGAAUUCUUAUAACCAAAAUAGUUUAGACUUUCUCCAAGCGAAGCCCUGACAAGAUAUUACGUGUAGGUUCGCUGGCAAUUUCAUGAACUGCCAUUCCUAAUUUAGUCAUUCAAGGGCAAAAGCCUAUAUAAAGAGGAACCCAAAACUGGUCGUCUGUUCGCCAUUCCUUAUAGUCUGCUGGGUGACGUAGACGUUUGUGAAGAAAUGGAAAAUACUAGCUUCAGAAAUUGACAUAUGAACUGAUUAUGAAAUUUAUUAAAGAUUAUAUCGAUUUCAAUUGACAAAACUAAAAUUUCUAUUAAGACUAUUUUUAAAAAAGAAGGCAAAGUGCCAAAACCUCAGUGCCAUUUAUAGCAUUUCUGUGAUUUUUACGACAUGAAACCAUCAGUGAUACCAGGAUAAAACUAUGGAUACUAUGGAUGGACAGACAUCGACUUCAUUUUCUAUCGCCUGAGACACCACCGACAGGGUACUAGUACCGUUUUACUUGCUCAACAGACUUACAACCGUCGUAUAAGAUGAAAUUUUCUUACAUUGCAAAAUAGUGCACAACUCUUUGAAAAGACUCCAUAAAUAUUAACCUCCGUAAAGGAAACACAUUCCGAUUAACUUUUAUUAUCCUAAUAACAGAAAUACAUUUUAAUGAGUAAAAUGAUAUACAAUGA